CAAAAAUUCAGACCCCAAAAUAUCAAGUCCGUUGCAAUAAAUUCCACUCUGCAUCUGCUCGCAGUUCAGUAACCAUCGUAGAUUCAUAAUGUCGAAUUACCCAAACCCCUCCGGCUAUCCGUACGGCGCUCCUCCGCCGUCUCAGCCCUACGCCUCCGCUCCUCCGCCGUCUCAGCCCUACUCGUCCGCUCCUCCGCCGUCUCAACCCUACGCCUCCGCUCCCUACGGCGCUCAUCAGCCAGGCGGUCCAUCCCCAGCACCUCCCAACCAGCAGUCGCCCUACGCUCCCGUACCCUCUCCGUACUCGAGCCAGCAAGCUCCCCACGGAGCGGCGCCGCCAAGCUACGGCGGGUACGCCGGACAUCAUCCACAGCCUACAGCCCCGUACGGUAGUCCGUUCGCCUCCUUAGUUCCGUCCGCCUUCCCUCCGGGAACGGAUCCGAACGUGAUCGCGUGCUUCCAGGUGGCCGAUCAGGACGGGAGCGGUUUUAUCGACGAUAAGGAGCUUCAGCGCGCGCUAUCGACGUACAAUCAGAGUUUCGGGCUCAGGACGGUUCACCUGUUGAUGUAUCUGUUCACCAACACCAACGUGAGAAAGAUCGGUCCGAAGGAAUUUUCUCAGGUCUUUUACAGUCUUCAGAGUUGGAGGGCAAUAUUUGAGCGAUUUGAUAGGGACAAAAGUGGAAGAAUCGACACAUCUGAACUGCGGGAGGCUCUCCUUAGCCUCGGGUUUUCAGUGUCGCCUGCAGUCCUCGAUUUACUUGUUUCCAAGUUCGACAAAAGCGGCGGCAAAAACAGGGCCAUUGAAUACGACAAUUUCAUCGAAUGCUGCCUCACUGUUAAGGGACUGACGGAGAAAUUCAAGGAGAAGGACACCGGGCUCACGGGCUCGGUGACGUUCAACUACGAAACCUUCAUGCUGACUGUUCUUCCUUUCCUCAUCGCAUAAUGUACAAUUUUUAUUGUAAGAACUAACUCUCUAGUGCAUGUAUGGUUAUUACAUCGUCCUCUGGAUUGUGAUUGUGAUUGUGAGUGAAUCUUGAAGUUUCUCUGUUA
Andrographis paniculata is the source of this 1056-nucleotide messenger RNA. RefSeq names its product calcium-binding protein CBP-like. Lineage: Eukaryota; Viridiplantae; Streptophyta; Magnoliopsida; Lamiales; Acanthaceae. The transcript has 5 exons. Bases 89 to 949 code for a protein of 286 amino acids. Gene Ontology annotation, molecular function: calcium ion binding. The record is from RefSeq and is a predicted model, not a curated record.